GAGCAAUAAUUAACUGGAGGAGGAAGAGGAGGACGGGGGUGGAGGAAGACGAAGGAGGAAGGCACCGCGCGGCAGAGCCCAGCCGAGCCAGCGAGCGGCGGCGGGACGCGGCAACUUCGGCCGCAGCAGAGGAGCCGGGGCCGUGACCGCAGCGGUAGCCGUAGCCCGCGCCUGCCCUGCCCGAGGGGGGAGAGGCUCGCCGCCUCCCCGGCUGCCGGACAUGUCGGAGCAUAAGGCCGUCGAUCCCAAGUUAUCGACGACGGACAGGGUGGUGAAAGCUGUCCCAUUUCCUCCAAGCCACCGUCUCACAGCUAAGGAAGUGUUUGAUAAUGAUGGAAAACCUCGUGUGGAUAUCUUAAAGGCACACCUUAUGAAAGAAGGGAGACUGGAAGAGAGUGUCGCUUUGAGAAUAGUAACAGAGGGAGCUUCGAUUCUCCGCCAGGAAAAAAAUUUGCUGGACAUAGAUGCACCUGUCACAGUUUGUGGAGACAUCCAUGGUCAGUUCUUUGACUUGAUGAAACUGUUUGAAGUGGGAGGUUCUCCUGCCAACACAAGGUACCUCUUCCUGGGGGACUACGUGGACAGAGGGUACUUCAGCAUUGAAUGUGUGCUGUACUUGUGGGCCUUGAAAAUCCUUUACCCCAAAACACUGUUUUUACUUCGUGGGAACCAUGAAUGUAGACAUUUAACAGAGUAUUUCACAUUUAAGCAAGAAUGUAAAAUCAAAUAUUCAGAACGUGUAUAUGAUGCCUGCAUGGAUGCCUUCGACUGCCUUCCCUUGGCUGCUCUGAUGAACCAACAAUUCCUGUGUGUACAUGGUGGCUUGUCACCAGAGAUCAACACCUUAGAUGACAUCAGAAAAUUAGAUCGAUUCAAGGAACCACCUGCAUAUGGACCUAUGUGUGACAUCCUGUGGUCAGACCCAUUGGAGGACUUUGGAAAUGAGAAGACUCAGGAGCAUUUUACUCACAACACAGUCAGGGGGUGCUCGUAUUUCUACAGUUACCCUGCUGUAUGUGAAUUCCUACAGCACAAUAACUUGUUAUCCAUACUCCGAGCUCAUGAAGCCCAGGAUGCUGGGUAUCGUAUGUACAGGAAAAGCCAAACAACAGGCUUCCCUUCGCUAAUCACAAUUUUUUCAGCACCAAACUAUCUAGAUGUAUACAAUAACAAAGCUGCAGUAUUGAAAUACGAGAACAAUGUUAUGAAUAUCAGGCAGUUCAACUGCUCCCCUCAUCCAUACUGGCUUCCAAACUUCAUGGAUGUGUUUACCUGGUCCUUGCCAUUUGUUGGUGAGAAGGUGACAGAGAUGCUGGUAAACGUGCUGAAUAUCUGCUCAGAUGAUGAACUGGGAACAGAGGAAGAUGGAUUUGAUGAGUAUGUUCCUUCAUUCAAAAAGGGAGCAACAGCUGCUGCUCGAAAGGAGGUUAUAAGGAACAAGAUAAGAGCAAUAGGAAAAAUGGCUAGAGUUUUCUCAGUGUUAAGAGAAGAGAGUGAGAGUGUGCUGACGCUGAAAGGUUUGACUCCAACAGGAAUGCUGCCCAGUGGUGUGCUCUCUGGAGGAAAACAAACACUGCAAAGCGCUACUGUUGAGGCUAUUGAGGCUGAUGAAGCUAUCAAAGGAUUUUCACCCCAGCAUAAGAUCACUAGCUUCGAAGAGGCCAAAGGCUUAGAUCGAAUUAAUGAGCGAAUGCCUCCGCGCAGAGACGUGCCAUCUGAUGCCAACCUUAACUCCAUCAACAAGGCAAUCUCCACAGAGACUAAUGGCACGGACAGCAACGGCAGUAAUAGCAGCAAUAUCCAGUGACCACUGUCCGGGAGGGGGGUUGAGCUGCAGGGCGCGAUGGGGUUGCUGCACGUCAGCAGUGGGAUGUUCUUGCCUCUGAUGAUAGCUUACUUGCUCUGGGGGCCAGGUGUUGGAUUCAGUUUACA
This is a messenger RNA of Cinclus cinclus, 1932 nucleotides long. It is a transcript of the gene PPP3CA, whose product is annotated as protein phosphatase 3 catalytic subunit alpha. Bases 221 to 1807 code for a protein of 528 amino acids. The record is from RefSeq and is a predicted model, not a curated record. Gene Ontology annotation, molecular function: calmodulin-dependent protein phosphatase activity; calmodulin binding. NCBI's taxonomy places the organism in Eukaryota, Metazoa, Chordata, Aves, Passeriformes, Cinclidae. Gene Ontology annotation, cellular component: calcineurin complex; cytoplasm; cytosol. Gene Ontology annotation, biological process: calcineurin-NFAT signaling cascade. The transcript is spliced from 16 exons.